AUGGAAGUUGAAUACCAGUGGGUGAUGGGAAAGUUAUGGUGGACAAUUGGGUUGAUAGUGAUAAGCAGGGUUAUAAUAUUGUUGGAGAAAGUGUUGUUUAAGCCAAGAAGGAUUCGGUCAGUGAUUGAAAAACAAGGUAUCAAUGGACCAAAGCCAUGUUUUCCCUAUGGCAACAUUUCUGAGAUGCAGAAAAUUUGUCCUCAACCUUCUGCAUCUGCUGAUCCGUAUCAGGAAUGGAUUCAUUCCCUGUUCCCGUAUUUCCAAACCUGGAAACAACGCUAUGGUUCAGUUUAUCUAUACUCUACCGGACUGAAACAGCAUCUAUAUGUGGGGAAGCCAGAACUGAUAAAAGACAUAAACCUGCACACGUCCUUAGAUCUAGGCAGGCCUUCGUAUCUAAGCAAACCAUUAAUGCCAAUGCUUGGAAAUGGCAUCCUCAGAGCAAAUGGACAACUAUGGUCUUUCCAGAGAAAUCUUAUUGUUCCUGAGUUCUUCAUGUCCAAAAUUAAGAACAUGAUAGAUAUUAUGGAAGAAUCCACCUUAACAAUUAUCAAAAAAUGGGAGAGGUGUAUAACCGAAAAUAAAGAAAAGAUUGCAGAGAUAGGGAUUGAAGUUGAUUUGAAGAUUCUUACAGAAGAUAUUAUUUCAAAAGCUUGUUUUGGAAGCGAUUAUGAACAAGGAAAGCAAAUAUUUUCAAAAUUGAAAGAUAUGCAAGCUGCACUUUCAAAGCCUAGUAUACUUUUUGGAUUUCUAAACCUAAGUUUUUUUCCAACUAAGGAAAGCAAAAAGAUGUGGAGGUUGAAGAAAGAGGUGGACGAGUUGGUUAUGAACAUCGUCCACAAUCGUGAAAUACAAAACCGAGAGAACAAUGUAGAUGAGAAACGAGGUGAUCUAUUACAAAAAAUACUACAAGGUGCUGCAAGUGGCGCAACUUCAAAUGACGUCGGGCAGAACAAGAAUCCGAUAAUUAUAGAUCUCUGCAAAAAUAUAUACUUUGCUGGCUCUGAGUCAACUGCUCUUGCAAUUUCUUGGACAUUGUUGCUCCUUGCAUUACAUCCAGAAUGGCAACAACGCGUUCGAUCUGAAAUUUUGGAUACUUUCGAUAACAGUUCGCCUCAUUUUUUUGACGACUCUAGCAAAUUUCAAAAAUUGAAAGUGCUAACAACUGUGAUUCAAGAGAGUUUACGUCUUUACGGACCUGGAGUGUUUGCGACAAGGGAAGUUUUAGCUGAUAUGAAGUUGGGAGAAUUCAUGCUCCCUAAAGCUUGUAAGCAUCCUCAAGCGUAUAUACCAUUUGGACUUGGGAGUCGAAGUUGUCUCGGUCAAAACUUUGCCAUUACUCAAAUGAAGAUAAUACUCAGUCUUCUUAUUUACAAUUUCUCGUUUGAGGUUUCGCCAAAUUAUAGGCAUUUUCCUGUCUAUAAUAUGUUGUUGAUGCCAAAAUAUGGACUGAAGCUUCUUGUUACCAAGGUUGAUAGAUCAGGAAAAUGA
Molecule: messenger RNA, 1491 nt
Organism: Vicia faba (fava bean)
Lineage: Eukaryota; Viridiplantae; Streptophyta; Magnoliopsida; Fabales; Fabaceae
Source: the annotation of a GenBank genome assembly